AUGGAGUCGCUGGCCGAGAUCUUCACGGCUGCGCACGUGAUACGGUUUAUUGUUGAGACCAUCACUGACCUGGCUUUGCUGCCGAGCCUGGAUGUGGUGAGCCGACGUGGUCGGCACUUUGAGUUUUUUAUCGGUGCCUUUCAGUUUCUGGCCUCGACCAUGUACAACAUGACAGAUGCCCUGGAGGUGCCCAUGUUCUUGACACCCCGCGACUGGCACCGCCUGACCAACGUCCUGACCAUCACCUACGGACUUCACCUGUGCAUUUUUCUCAUGGGGAACCGCAGCGAGGCCCGCGAUAACUUUCUUCGUUACCUGGCUUUCGCUCUUGUCUGGAUCGCCCAGAUCAAGGACGCCUACUGGAUGUUCCAGACCCAGUACACGGCUUAUGUUGUCGUCUUCUUUCUGGCUCUACCCAUGCUGAACAUGCUCUUGGGCAGCGGGCUGCCUGUGUACAACCGUCCAAAGGUUAUUCGUGGCUUCUUGGCUUUGAUGGUGGCCGGCGUCUGUUUCUACCUGGGCCUUGAUGAUGAAAACGAUGCCUUUCGACUCUUCCAUGGACUCUCGCAGGUGGUCGUGGGCGUGGCUUUAUUUUACUUGUGGCAGGCCGUACCAGAGGACCAUUAUAAGAAGCAUGAUACACCUCUGCCAAUGCAGUACCGGAGAUAUGAUUAA
This is a messenger RNA of Monosiga brevicollis MX1, 675 nucleotides long. RefSeq lists its product as uncharacterized. The transcript has 2 exons. NCBI's taxonomy places the organism in Eukaryota, Choanoflagellata, Craspedida, Salpingoecidae. The record is from RefSeq and is a predicted model, not a curated record. The coding region runs from base 1 to 675 and encodes 224 amino acids. Gene Ontology annotation, cellular component: membrane.